This is a messenger RNA of Trichoderma asperellum CBS 433.97, 594 nucleotides long. The record is from RefSeq and is a predicted model, not a curated record. NCBI's taxonomy places the organism in Eukaryota, Fungi, Ascomycota, Sordariomycetes, Hypocreales, Hypocreaceae.
UUGACGCACACAAUGACCAGAAUGCAAGCGAUUGCAGUCGUUGAGCCGUUAGUGUACCGCAUCCAGAGAGAGCUGUGGCAAAAUGCGCUGAAUGACGAACUCGUAUCUAAAUGGAAAGAGGAGACGGUUGCGGUCUUGCCUCUAUCCUCUAAGGCUUGGCUCGCUACGUGGGCCAGACAGGCAGGCAAACCGAUAAUUCUCGAGCGACUAGAAAAGUUUGCUGAGGAUCGAGAAGUGUACCAAUGGACGGAAACUCAAAGACGUCCAGGCCUAGCGUUGUGGUCGACAACGUCCCCAGCUGUAACAAUUCUGGACGACUUGUUCGAACUGGCUGAAGUCCCAGACCUGAAUAGGGAAAUGGCGAGACGAAAAUUGAAGGCAAUGACUGCAUCGCUUCGUCACUAUAUUUUCAAGAUGGAGGAACGCAUGUAUUUGAGGGCUAAAGCAGAAGCCAUGAAAGGUAUAAACGGUCUUCAGGAUACCAUCAAGCUUGCUAUGGCCAACUCUACGGACGGCAUUCAGGAUACCAUCAAGCUUUCUAUCAAAGAAGAAAUGCAAAGCUUUCAACAAGGCAAUGAGAAAGGUACCACCAAG